Messenger RNA from Symbiodinium sp. CCMP2592, 1533 nucleotides. The record is from the annotation of a GenBank genome assembly. Lineage: Eukaryota; Dinophyceae; Suessiales; Symbiodiniaceae.
AUGCCGAUUGCCGAAAGAGGAAUUCUGAGCUUGCAGGUCGUGGGGUCGGAUUCUGGCAAUGUGGAGCUUCUCAUCUUGAAGUGGGGAGAUUUGGCCUUCCUUGCAGUGCCGUUGAGAGUAUGCCGUCAGGGGGUGAUUUUGGCGUUGCCCAAGGAAGCAAUCCCAGAGGACACCUUGGAGGACGCCAUGGAUGGUCCAGGAGACGGGCUUGUAGGCCCUCACCUGAGAACGACGGUGAACUCCCAGGCGCUAGACGACGAGGAAGGGCAUGUCGUCGAACUCCUCCUCGUCGAGUUUGCGAUGCCGGUGCGCUUGCAGUUGGAUCGGAAAACCCCGCGGACCAGGCGACAGUACCUGGGCUUUGUCGGGGACAAUACGGUCCUCCCGGACUUUGUCGAGUUGAACGAUGUCGUCAGCAGCUGGGUGGAAGGAGGGGAAGCGAGGCUGGAGGAGUACUUCACGGCCGCCGAGGAGGCACCUCCAGCUCCACCCGGAGACCAGAACAUCGCCAUCUUGACACAGCUCCAAGAACUUCAAGCCAGCAUGGAUCGUCGGUUUCAGGAGUUGGAGAGUCGGGUGGAGCGGAGAGGUCCAUCACCGCAGGAGCCAGCCAGAGCUCCGCCUACAGGGCCUUUAAAGAAAGGCGGCGACGACGAGCUCAACGGGCCGGGGUCAAGGGAUCGAAGCAGGGCUCUUUUGGAAUCAGUGCGGGAGCAAGCGGGACCACCACCGGCUCGGUUGGCAGACGAGCCGGGCCGAGGAGCGGAAACAGCUCGACAGGGGGCGCAUCUGCGGAAGUUGGUGGAGGAUGUGGAUCCCGAAACUUCGUCGGUGGACGACCUGAUGAAGCUUGCACUGUUAAAGAUGGUGCAGGGUACCAAAAGCAAAAAGGGCCGGAGACUUCCUGGGCUCCCCAACUUCGAAGACAGCUCGGAUUCGGAGAAGGGCGAGGGCGAGCAAAGUUGGUCUUCCACCAGCAAGGGAGGCCGAGGGAUAGAAGCAGUAGAGCGCUUGAAUCAGGCGAUGAAGACUUAUCCCGAUGCUUAUUCGGAGCGGAUGGAAGCUCGCAUGGCCAAGGCGGUGGAGUGUGCAGAGCUUCUGCCAACAGUGCCCAUGUUGUUCGCGAAGAGCUGCCCCGUAGGAAAGUCCAGGACCGCGGGCUACUGUCUGCAAGGAUUCGCAAAUGUGCAUCGUCUCCUGUUGGAGAACAAACCACGACAGGCCCGCCUCCAGGUCUUGCGGAUGAUGGGAGCGUUGGAGCAGUUCCUGAUCGACGAGAAUUGGUUGGUAGCUUCACGGCUGACGGGCAUGGAGGAGCCACCUUGGGGUCACUGGGCCACGCAGGACUUAGGAGCACUGAGGCGGCAGUACGUGUACAGCCGACUCGCCGAGUCCACGUGGAUCGGGGCACUCAUCAACGAGCUCAAGGAGGAAGAGUGGUUGACGAAAAAGAAGUUCUCCACGGCUGCUCCGAAGCCAAAGGCCAAAGGGGGGGGAAGAGACGCCACCGAGACCGAGAACACCGGUUCCUAA